Molecule: messenger RNA, 1905 nt
Organism: Aureobasidium subglaciale EXF-2481
Lineage: Eukaryota; Fungi; Ascomycota; Dothideomycetes; Dothideales; Saccotheciaceae
Exons: 2
Coding region: 1-1905 (634 amino acids)
Biological process (GO): positive regulation of transcription by RNA polymerase II
Cellular component (GO): nucleus
Molecular function (GO): zinc ion binding; DNA-binding transcription factor activity, RNA polymerase II-specific; transcription cis-regulatory region binding
Source: RefSeq, a predicted model, not a curated record
AUGGCUGCUUCUAAAGAUGCGAAAUCGAAUGCUUCAAAGAUGCACCGUCGUUCGCGCACAGGCUGCUAUACUUGCCGUCUUCGUCGAAAGAAGUGCGAUGAAGGCAAGCCAGGCUGCAAAGCAUGCACUCACCUGGGUGUUUCAUGCGUUUACAAACGUCCAAUGUGGUGGAGUAAUACCGCUAAGCGAGCAGAACAAAAGGAAAUGGUCAAAGAAAGGAUCAAGUUGACUCAGACUGCCAAAAAGACGAAAGAUGCGAGCACACCACCUCCUAGUCUGUGCAAAACCGAUACCUUCUCGGACUCUAAGCCAUCUUCGCGGACGCCUUCGGUGUGCACGCCGUAUGCUCAAGAGGUCAACUUUACGCAAGUCUCACCAGAAGGUUAUUUUGCUCUGCCACAACCAGAGGCACUCAUGUCCCACCCGCCGUAUCCUGUACUUUCCCCCUACGAGGUCGACAUCAAGACCGAACGCCAAAUAUUCAUUAACGAUGUUCCGACUCGCCGCGAUUCUACCAUCUCGACCUUUAGUACAUUCCAGCCGCCGCCGAUGGGAUCAAGCUGCCAUGGCUUCGCUCCCGAGAGCUGGGUACAGCAAGACUACUAUGAGAUGCAACAAGAGUCCUUUACUGAGGAGCCUGUGAACUUUGACUUCUUUGAUCUACCACACGGAAAGACCACACCGAAUCACGAGACUGUCAUCGAGGUAGACGAAGUUGACAAGCCUUUACUCAAUCACUUCAUCCAAAAGGUCUCAAAACUUAUAUUCCCAAUCCUAGAUGCCAAUCAGCAUAGUUCGACCCGUUCGGACAUUAUUCUACCUGCAUUGGAGACGAAUAAGAGCUACUUGCACUGCUGUUUGAGCGUAUCCGGACUGCACAAGAAAUCGACCGAAGACGCUCCUUCAGAAAAGAUUGACGAGCACAUCCUGCGACACCGCUACGCAGCGAUUUCCGAGCUCUGCGCCGCGCUGAACGAAGACAAGAACCACGCCCAGAUUCUUGAAGCUACUCUUGGCAUGAUCUUCUUCCAAUGCUCCGUAGGACGAGCAACAGACUCGAUCCCGGACAUUCCUUGGCAUCAACACUUCCAGGCUGCUGCUGAUCUAGUAGAUCGCCUUGAGCUUCCUACCACUGUCGUUGGCGCCAUGCAAUGCGGAGAUGUUUCUCGUCCUCCAUUCAACAUGGCUCUCACAGCUUGGAUCGACAUUCUCGGAUCGACCAUGCUUGGUCGCUACCCCAGAUUUGCAGAUACGUAUCGCGACUUGAACAUUGGCAAAGGCAGUGCUGGUCUGUCCGAGCUCAUGGGCUGUGACGACAAGAUUAUGUUCUUGAUCUCAGAGAUUUCCUGCCUUGAGGCCCACAAGCUGGAAGGCAUGGAUGACCUUGUGCUGUGUGACUACGUCAAGAUAUUGGGACACAGCAUCGGCUACUGCGAGCCAGGGCCCGGUGCUGUGAAGAGCGCUUUCUCCGGCACGGGAGCGAUCAAACCCAAGCAGCUCAGCAUCAAUGUGACGGCAGCCUUCAUGUACGCUGCUCGCAUCUACCUUUGUUCUCUUGUCCCUGGCUUCCGACUCGACGAUCACAACGUGACCAGUCUAGUCAACGCUUUUUGCAGUGUCAUGGAGUACAUUCCGGCUGGACCGGAAGGCCAUGACCGUUCAUUGGUCUGGCCAUUGCUUGUGGUCGGGUCGGUCUCUCUUUCAACAUCACCUUUCCGCAGCAUGUUUGAAGAACGAUGCACACGACUAGGAGAAGCCGCCAACUUUGGCUCCUUUGGUCGCGUCCGUGAGCUCUUCAUGGACGUCUGGCUGCUGGUGGACAGUGAAGCAGCAAUGGGAAGCUACCAAAACGUCUCCUGGCGAGACGUGAUGAGACAGAAGGAGUGGGACUUUUUGUUGAUAUGA